Molecule: messenger RNA, 2700 nt
Organism: Aspergillus melleus
Lineage: Eukaryota; Fungi; Ascomycota; Eurotiomycetes; Eurotiales; Aspergillaceae
Exons: 1
Coding region: 1-2700 (899 amino acids)
Source: RefSeq, a predicted model, not a curated record
AUGGCCCCCAUCCAAUCCGCCUUGUCGGAGACACUCCGGUCUUUGACACAAAGCAAAAUUCGCGAACUAGAGAAACGUCGGCAGGCUUACGAAUCCAACAAAACCUCUCUCCUUCAAACCGCCGAUCGCUUAACAGACAUUCAGGACAAAACCCCACGUUUAUUGUCUGGUGUUAAAGCCCUUUUCCCGCAGACUGCCCGGGACCCUGUAAUCACCGAUAUUGAGCGUUGGCUGAGUCAAGCGCGCUAUGACUCGUCCAUUUCCCUCGAAAAGCUUGUGUCGAUCCAAGACCAAUUAAUUUCACGACUCGAUGUAAAUAGUCGACGGCUUGGUCUCGCGGAUCUAUACUCUCGUCUGGUGAUGGAGUGGGUCAACGUCGAUGCGGAGCCGAACCCAUCACCUGGUGAUUCAUCCAGCGAUAACGACGAUUAUUCCGUCGUGGAAGAGAAACAGAAGCUGCAUCUGGAAAACCUCUGCGAUCAAUUCGAAAAAGUUGUCUUCGAGCCCCUAGAGACGAACCCGGUGGAAAUCCGUGCGUUUCUGGAGGGCCUUUUUCCUGAUGAAGAAAGCAGGACGGCAUUGGAGGCUUUUCAAGCUGACAUGAGAAUUGAGUGCCUUGCCCUGUGGGAGAGAAAUUCGACUGGGAAUGAAGUGUUCAACACCGAUUCUUUAACGCUCUGUAUCAAGGGCCUACUGAAGGAGGACAUUCUCAGCGAUGCGAAAAAGGAGAUGCUGAAGUAUUUCCUCGACAACGAGGUUGCCUUGAUUGAAAUCGCCGACGUUCUGAACAUGCGAUACGAUGACCUGAGCAACUGGGAAUGGCAUGCAGGCGAGGAUGGCAUUCCCGUCCUCCCGACGCAGCAGUUGAAUGGCAAGUAUCGGAUCUGGAUGGAUGAGGACGUUCUCCAGACCAUCUUCGUCCAACAAAUUGGCGUUCGUCUGUGCGCUAUUUUAAAGGAACACCUGGAGAAGCUGAUCUUGAACGAGUCAGUGUGGAAUUGGUCUCCUGGCCCAAGCAUGAUCAAACGCGAUCGACUGCGUCGAGAGUAUUACCUGGGGGAGAAGAGAGAAAGCUCGCAGAGUGUCGCGAAGAUCCGAAAGGACGAGUAUAUGGACACUUAUUUCGUAUCGCAGCUUCCGAAGUCAGAAUGGACACUUGCUCAACAUGGUGGCUCCUACGACGAUGAAGAGGACGACGAAGAGGAUGACGAUAAGCUGCCAACCAAGGAAGAAGACAAGAACGUCAAGCAACAUCUGUUGCGUAAGGUGGCCACCGAAGCUCUGCUGCAUCGUGCUCUCCACGGAGAAGCAGCUGCCAUUCAGUCGGACCUGAAAUGGUACGGCACUUCCCUAUCUCACAGCACAAUUUUCACCAUAAUGGAGUUUGCAGGGUUCCCGAAACGAUGGAUUACCUUUUUCUGUAAAUACCUGGAAUCUCCGUUGAACAUGGACCAGGCAUUGUCCGGGCGCGAACCUCGUGGUCCUCGAACACGGAAACGUGGUCUGCCGAUGGCGCAUGCAUCGGAGAAGCUACUGGGCGAGAUGGUGCUCUUCUUCAUGGAUCUUGCGGUCAAUAGGGAGACUGGGAUGCUGUUGUACCGACUGCACGACGAUCUUUGGCUCUGUGGUGAGCCGGAAAAAUGCGCUCGGGCGUGGGAAGUGAUGAACAAGUUCGCCAAGGUCACCGGGCUGGAAUUUAACGUCUUCAAAACCGGCUCCGUCUAUCUGUCCGACUCAAGGGAUACUGAUAUCGAGGCCCGAUUGCCCACGGGUCCCGUUACCAUUGGAUUUCUGACUCUCGAUCCUGAAUCUGGCGAUUGGAAGAUCGACCAAUCCCAAGUCGACGAGCACCUGAACCAACUUCAUAAUCAGCUCCAGAGCUGCGACAGCGUCAUCUCUUGGAUCCGCACGUGGAACAGCUGCAUUGGCAGGUUUUUCAAGAGUAACUUCGGCCAGCCAGCAUACUGCUUUGGACGGCCGCACGUCGACGAAAUCUUGGAGACCUAUGAAAAAGUCAAUCGCGUCUUGUUCGGUUCUCAAAAUCCCGAGAACGGCUCAACAUUAACGGAGCACCUGCGCCAUAUGAUCAAGUCGCGCUUUGGCGUGUCUGAUAUGCCAGAUGCCUUCUUCUUCCUACCUGAAGAGCUCGGGGGGCUGGGCCUCCGGAAUCCGUUUAUUCCUGUCCUGUUAGUUCGCGACAGCAAGGCCACCUCACAGUCUCCUUCUGAGCGGAUGCAGGCCCUUCAUGAAAGUCUACUCUCCUCGUAUGCGUCUCGGAAGAAGGAAUUUGAAAACCUCACGGACGAAGAUCGUCAUGAGCGCCUGGAAGACCUGAGAACUGACUCGGACGAGGACGCAAAAGACUUCAUCGACCCAAUCACGUUCAUGUCAUUCGACGAGUACAUGCAGUAUGCUGACACCAGGAAUUCCGAUAUCGCGGACUACUACACAAUCUCUACCCAGGUUGCGGCUCCUACGGAAAUUGAGCCGACACCGGAAUACAGUCAAGGGCUAAGCAAACUCCAGGAAACCAUACCUGUUGCCGAUCCUCCCCCCGAGGUUAAGUGGGUUUUGCAUCUGUAUGCGUCCGAAUUAAUGGCCCGGUUUGGGGGGUUGAAUCUGGUGGAUAGGCGAUUUUUACCCGUGGGUGUUUUGACUAUGAUUAAGGAGAGGAAGGUCAAGUGGCAAAUGGUGCUGUGA